AUUACUACAAUCAAUCAACCAUAAAUAUAAAUUAAUGAUAAAUCAAUGAGUCAUCCUUAACCUUAACUUCAAAAGUAAAUAAAACCAACAUGGCCCCAGGCGAACAGGCAACAAGGCAAACGAGAAACAACAGUGACAUUUGAUUUAUUCUUCACCCAAAAUAUUGCAGCAUUAAAUCCAUUCUCCCGAUUCAUUUAGUAGUAGAUGGCAAUAUUUUCCGUUUUUGCUUCUUUCCAGUGGUCGAGCAUCUGGUGAAUAUGGUUGAUGAUGCUAUUUCAACUGCAAAUGUUUCAAAUGGACAUAUGCAUGUCAUACAGUCAGCUGCAUCUUCUGAAUCAGAGCCUAUUCAAGAAGACAGUACAGUGAUCAGAAUUGGUGCAGAUGCACGUCAUCCAUCUAACAGGUUACAUGAACAAAGAUUAUUUGGAUUACAUAUUUCCCCAUCAGUCAUUACUACAACUAGAGCGGAAAUACAACAACCUUUACCAAGCUAUGAAGAAGCUAGUGAUCCUAAUGCUCCUCCACCGUCUUACGAUUCGCUUUUUGGGCGAGUUAAUGAAGUACGAAAGACUUCACGAGGGUUCGUUGAUUUCGUCAAAAACCUUUUUUUCUUCCUACUCGGAAAAAUUGGCCUUAUGGUAAUCAUUGGAAUCACUAUUCUAGUUCCUAUUUGUAUGCUCGUUGUCGGUUCGGUUUAUUUUUAUGAUUGUCCAGCUGAAAAUUAUAUUCCAAUCUACUUGAUAGUAGGAGGUGCUUGCGGAUUAUUGAAGCAGUUUCUGUCUCUCAGAGUUCGCUCUCAGCAAUCUCAAGAAGCCGACCUCGAAGUUCCUGAUAGCUCUUUGACAGCAUCCGUUCAGUCAUUAAUAAAUAGCUUUUUGAUUUGCUGGUUCAUUACGGGUUGCUACUGGGUGUAUCACGUGUAUGAACCAAACUAUAGUGAUCGAUCAGAUCCCAACUAUUGUAGUCGUGUUUUGUUUUCAUUUGCUUUCUGGCUCUUGACUUCGACGUACAUUUUUGCUGGCGUCGCGGUAAUACUACUCUGUUGCAUCAGCUGCACAGCCUUGUUUUUGACAAGAAAUAGAUAGUUGGUGGUUUACUCUAAGGAUGACGCACAUAAAGACAAAGUGUAAAAAGGAAAACGUGCCAAAAAAAAAACGAACCUGCGUAACGUACUAUAAUGUAACAGCAUUCUGCAUAUCAACAUUCCGUGAAAAGUACAUCGAUUACACUUGCUGUUUUGACGCUCGUGAUCAUCAAUACAUUUUCCCAUUAGGGAUUAGUUUUUUAUA
This is a messenger RNA of Daphnia magna, 1289 nucleotides long. Its product is annotated as transmembrane protein 272. Lineage: Eukaryota; Metazoa; Arthropoda; Branchiopoda; Diplostraca; Daphniidae. The record is from RefSeq and is a predicted model, not a curated record. The transcript has 7 exons. Bases 258 to 1085 code for a protein of 275 amino acids.